This is a messenger RNA of Parathielavia appendiculata, 1868 nucleotides long. RefSeq lists its product as uncharacterized. Bases 357 to 1868 code for a protein of 503 amino acids. The record is from RefSeq and is a predicted model, not a curated record. The transcript has 4 exons. NCBI's taxonomy places the organism in Eukaryota, Fungi, Ascomycota, Sordariomycetes, Sordariales, Chaetomiaceae.
AGCUCAGGCUGGAGUGAUCCACUUACGUUGCUUAACUCAAUGCGUGGUGAGCCUCGCGGAAGUCCCAGGGAGCGACAGAUCCUUUCUUUAUUCAAGCCGCGUGGGGCCGGCCGCCGCCUUCCGAGGCUAACAUGCCGAGAACCCAGCAACGUCAGUGGACGCGCUGGAUAAUCAAAGCGACCUCUGUUCAUCACAUACAUGAAUCAUAAGGUGGCUGCAGGACGACAUCAUUUUCUAGUGGAAUGACCACUCCUUCCCAUCCCUACACGUCUCGUUGGAGAACCGCCGGCAACAUAUGGCUGCUCCAACUGCUACAAUAUUCUUCGAACCAUCAUUGACAGAGCCAACCGCGCCACAUGGAUACGGCGCCCUCAAGUUCAUCAUCACCAACACGCCGAGGAUGGGAUAGGAGCAUUCCCCCUGCCCUGCGCCCCGUAGUGCGCGCGUACUUGCUGGGCUAUGCAUACGCAGUCGGGCCCCGACUGCUGACCCUGUUGCUCCAGCAUGUCGCCCGCCGCAGGCUCACGAGACGGGCGAACAAACAGACGACCACGGCACACGACACCCAAAAUGGAGAGCCCUUCUCGGCGGCAUUUCGAGGUAUCCUUAUGAGGGCGCUCGACUGGCAGAGCUUUCCCACCUUUUGCGCCGCCUUGGUUGGCGGCACCGCCUUGCUCGAACGACCUUUGGCUGUCCUUCUUAGCAGAUCGGCAAAGAACCUCUCCGACAUUGCCCGGAGGAGAAUCUCCAGGUGGCUGGCGUCCUUCAUCGCAGCCUGGCUGAGCCUUCGGCUACUCCAGUCCAAGCAAACCCCGAGUUUCACCGACACAGCGUCCGGGUUCGGCCCGAAUGACCCCCCCAAAACAGUGCACUAUGCCGGACGGACCCUCGACCUCACCCUUUUCGCCGUGACGCGGGCGCUGGACGUCAUCGGCGGCGAGCUGUGGCACCGCCGCAAGCUCCGUCGGCAGGCGGCCGGGACUUGGACGCGCGCCGAGUCCGCCAUCUCGCGCCUCACCGAUCCGGCCGUCUUUGCCCUCUCCAGCGGUCUCAUCAUGUGGACGUGGAUCUACCUCCCGGCGCGCCUCCCGCGCGCCUACAACAAGUGGAUCGGUUCGGCCGCUGCCGUCGAUCCCCGGCUCAUCACCGCCCUGCAGCGCUGCCGGCAGGGCGAGAUCGUCUACGGCCGCGACACGGGUCAGGCCCCGCUCCUCGGCAGUAUGUGCGCCGACUACGGGUGGCCGGCCGAAUGGGGCGACCCGGCCAAGACAAUCCCUUUCCCCUGCGAGAUGGUCCACAUGGGCUGUGGCCCGUCGUGCGAGCUGCACGCCGUCUCUCGCUUCUUCCGCUCCUUCCGAUGGGCCAUGGUAACCUACCUCCCGCUGUCCCUCGUCCUGGCGGCGCGCAGCAGCUACCACCACCCCCUCCGCCGCGCCCUCCUCUCCGCCGCGCGGUCUUCCUCCUUCCUAGCCACCUUCAUAACCCUCUUUUACUACGGCGUGUGCCUCGCCCGCAACAGGCUCGGGCCCCGCCUACCGAUGCUGGGCGGCGGCAACGACGACGACGACGACGAUCAGGCCUCGCGCUUCCAGCGCAUCGACGGCGGGCUCUGCGUCGGCGCGGGCUGCGUGUUGUGCGGGUGGAGCAUCCUGCUGGAGCACGCGGGCCGCAGGAAGGACAUGGCGCUGUUUGUCGCGCCGCGCGCGCUGGCCGCGCUGUUCCCCCGCCGGUACGCGCUGGCCGCGCAGUGGCGCGAGACGCUUGCUUUUGCGGCCAGCACGGCGGUCGUGUUCACCUGCGUCGCGGAGAAUAGGGCGCGAGUUAGAGGCAUGAUGGGGAGUGUGCUGGGCACGGUUCUGGGGAAGUAG